This is a messenger RNA of Fusarium tjaetaba, 1161 nucleotides long. RefSeq lists its product as uncharacterized. The transcript has 3 exons. NCBI's taxonomy places the organism in Eukaryota, Fungi, Ascomycota, Sordariomycetes, Hypocreales, Nectriaceae. Bases 1 to 1161 code for a protein of 386 amino acids. The record is from RefSeq and is a predicted model, not a curated record.
AUGGUACCACGGAAGAGCACUUCUGGGAAAAGCUUCUUCAAGUGGAGGAACCGCUCGACAAAGUCCGCCAGUGAAUCAGACGUUCGAGGCCAUUCAUUCGCAUCUCCUUUAACAUCCCUUUCAGCGCCACUCAACUUCCAAGGGUUCGAACCAACACAGCCAAGACCACCUUCCAGUCCCUUUGUGUCGGAAUCGGCGCACGUUCUCUCUCUGCAGCAUCCUUCCGUCACGCGCUUCUCAGAUCAAUUUCCAGAUUCAAGUGAUAUAUCCCCCAGCCUGAACAGCACAGACUCGAUCUCCCCGAUGAACAAUUCUGGGAUAAACGGGCAGACGAAUACUCCUCCCUCUUCACCGCCGAGUUCCGUAGGCUUUUACGUCAAAGCGAAGAAGAGUCUCGAAUCAAAGCUGAAAUUUAAGACUCGCAAAGAGGAGCCGAUGUGUUCAGCUAUCCCACAACAUGUCCUUCAAUGUGCAGCAAUGGAUGGCACAAGAAAUUACUCCAGCAUGCUCCAAAUCACUAAAACAGGUUCCUGGUUCAAAGACGACGCGGCGAAGCCCAAGCUUCGAAGAAGGCUCUUUGGCAGGGCACCGUGGGCUCGCAAGGAAUCAGCAGAUUCUUUCAGCAGCGUAACCAGCUCUGUGAGGGAGAUACUCAAAGGUGAGACUCCUCCUCCCUCGGCAGCCUCAAGCUAUACUUCUUGUAUGUUAAAGAACAUAUACGGUAUCUGGGAAGCCGAUGCUGACAUCCUAGCAGUGCAUCUCAACUGUGUUAAUGGCCAGUUUCCGGGAGGGGAGGCAAGACGAAUAAAGACACCGCCUCUGGCCGAAGACACUGCGAGCGGUCGGCCACGUUCAUUUUUCACUGAGACAGUUCCUCCUACAGAAGACGAUGAAAUGGGGUCUCCGUCGAGAAGGAAUUCUCUCCAAACAGUUCGUCGCCAGAGCAUUGUUGCCGACACUUACGAGUGGUGGGAAAAGAUGCCCAAGAAGCCCGUUCGCAGGAGUCCUUUUCAAGACCGACCUCCUUUUGAGUUUCAGCUACCGGAACAUCUUCCCAGCAGCCCAAUGUGCCCGACCAACGAAAAACAUGUCAGCGGUGGGACUGGUGUCUGUGUCUACCAUGGGCGCAGGAAGGGUGCAUCAAGAAUGGCGCCAGUGUGA